GCUACAUGCGAGCCAGCAAGGCCAAAUCAGCAGCCUUCUAUGGCCCUGGUCACAACUUUCAGCCGAUCUGGAUGAGUAACGUCAAUUGCACGGGGGAGGAAGUGGAAUUAUCUGCGUGUGCCAGCAGUGACUGGGGAGACAACCAAUGCUCUCACCGAGAGGAUGCAUCAGUUAUUUGUACUAAUUUGUCAGAAGAUGAAGGUGAGCUGCGUUUGAUGGACGGAAAGGAUGAUAACUACGGAAGGGUGGAGAUCUUUCACUACAACGAAUCCCAUAACGGCGUGUGGGGGUCGAUUUGCAAAGACGGAUGGGGGUACGACGAAGCCCGAGUUGUUUGCAACCAGCUGGGCUUCCCCUAUGUUGCAUUACCCUUCCGGAUCCCUUACUUUGGACCAGGCAGUGGACCGAUCCAUCUGACAAACGUGGCAUGCACUGGAACUGAAAUAUAUUUACCGUUCUGUCUACAACUUCACUGGGGCAAGAACAACUGUAGUCAUGCUGAUGUUGUUGGUGUUGAGUGUUCCGACUUCCAGUACGGCCCGACAACAUUCCCCGCGCCCAUAGCCGAACAUACUACAGCCUUAGCUGGCUGGUUGAUUGCGAUCAUCGUGAUUUCCUGUCUUGGUAUCUGCGGAAUGAUCGUCGUCUUUGGUGCUGUUCUGUAUUUCGCCAAGCAAGGAUCUUCAAACGUCACUUCAUCCCAAGGCCAAGGGUAUCCCACCGCUGCCACCUUCUCUCCAGGGCAGCCGCCAAUGGAGCUCCCACCAUCAUACACCAACGCGGUUGCAUCCAGUUUCCCUGCAGAAAAGGAUCCCUUAGAUGAAUUAAAACAAAAGGAGUGAUUUUUCUUUAGGUGGGAAAUGAGAUAAAUAGGAAUGUGGAGAACAUUACAAAAUCAUGGAUGAUUGCGAAGUAAUGACUUUAAUUCAUUUUUAAUCAUUAGACCGGGGUCAAAUUUUACCUAUCUCCCCUCCUUUCUCCUCAUCUUUGAUGAAGGGGG
This is a messenger RNA of Strongylocentrotus purpuratus (purple sea urchin), 1000 nucleotides long. RefSeq names its product neurotrypsin-like. Gene Ontology annotation, cellular component: membrane. The record is from RefSeq and is a predicted model, not a curated record. The transcript has 3 exons. Bases 6 to 842 code for a protein of 278 amino acids. NCBI's taxonomy places the organism in Eukaryota, Metazoa, Echinodermata, Echinoidea, Camarodonta, Strongylocentrotidae.